Messenger RNA from Mercurialis annua (annual mercury), 3490 nucleotides. RefSeq names its product pumilio homolog 2-like. Gene Ontology annotation, biological process: post-transcriptional regulation of gene expression; DNA integration. Gene Ontology annotation, molecular function: mRNA binding. The coding region runs from base 1 to 3045 and encodes 1014 amino acids. Gene Ontology annotation, cellular component: cytoplasm. Lineage: Eukaryota; Viridiplantae; Streptophyta; Magnoliopsida; Malpighiales; Euphorbiaceae. The transcript has 10 exons. The record is from RefSeq and is a predicted model, not a curated record.
AUGCAGUUAAAAGAAACUCUCGAAUCGCCAAGCACCAGAAAAGCAGAAGUCAUGGCAAUCGAAGAGGCCGACUCCUGGAUGACCCCAUUGAUGAAAUAUUUAGACCACGGUGAAUUACCAACAGACAAAAUCGAAGCUAUCCGCACCAUCAGAAAAUCUGCCAACUACUCAUUUCACAACGGAAUUCUUUACCGAACCUCCUUAACUCAUCCAUGGUCUAGACACGACAAUGUCAGUCGCAAACCAGCAGUAUCUCAAGGAUCAAUGGAGAGCCCUUUGCCGUUCGCCAUAUGGGGGAUCGAUAUAGUUGGACCGUUUGAAACGGGAAAACAUCAAUUGAAAUUUCUAAUCGUCGCAAUAGAGCACUUCACAAAAUGGGUAGAGGUAGCGCCAGUCGCAACCAUCACUGCAGCCAGAGUAGAAGAAUUCUUCAAGAACGAAGUAAUAUACCGAUUUGGCAUACCCCACACUGUAAUAGCAGACAACAACAAACAAUUCAACUACAAACGGUUCAAGGCAUUCUGCAAAGGACUAAUGAUCAAUUUGAAAUUUACUUCGGUGGCGUACCCUCAAACAAACGGAACGACGGAAGUCACCAACCGAACCAUAGCACAAGGAAUAAAGAAGAGGCUUUCUCAGAAUAAGGAAAAUUGGGCAGAAGAAUUAUACAGCGUUCUAAACAUCUUGUUUCUGCUUAUCAAGCUUCGCAUUCACCUCCUUCGCCAAAGAAGCAGGAUCCAACUGAUUGACGCCAGAAAGAUCGAUGCUAGGAUUCAACUUGUUGCCAGGGCACCUAGUCCUUGUCCUACACCCAUUGGACAAGGACGACCCUCUGCCUCUGAAAAGAGGAAUGCAGCUGGCUCAAACUCAUUUAAUGGUGUUUCAUCUAGCAUAAAUGAUCCAACAGAUUUGGCAACUGCUUUGUCUGGCAUGAACCUGUCAGCAAAUGGCGUGAUGGAUGACGAGAACCAAAAGAAUGCCAAUCUGUUUGGUAUUCAAGGAGGUCAGAAUCACGUGAUGCAAAAUGCCUAUCUAAAGAAGUCUGAAUCUAGAAAUUCGCAUAUGCCUUCUGGUCCUCAGUCCACAAAAAUGUCUUAUGCUGAUUUUGGUAUGAAUAAUGGCAAUGGGUCUGACCUCAACAACUCAUCCUUUGGAUCUGAAAGACACACUGAACGGCAUAAUUCUGGCGUCCUAGGCAAUUCAUACAUGAAAGGCUCACUGAACUCCACUCUCAAUGGUGGAGGUGGCUUACCCUUCCAGUAUCAGCAUCUAGAUAAUGCAAAUUCAUCACUGCCAAACUAUGGGAUAAGUGGAUAUUCCAUGAAUCCAGCAAUGGCUUCCAUGACGAGUAGCCAGCUUGGCACUGGUAAUCCACCAAUGUUGUUUGAGAAUGUUGCUGCCGCUUCAGGUAUGGCCAUACCCAAUCUGGAUUCAAGAGUUCUUGGAGGAGGUUUGGGGUCCGGAGCGAAUCUAACUUCUGCUGCAUCUGAUCCUCAUAAUUUUGGACGAGUGGGUAGUCCGAUGGCAGGGAGUGCCGCUCAGGCCGCUUUUGCAGACCCACUAUACCUCCAGUACUUGAGGACUCCUGAAUAUGCUGCUGCUGCUCAGCUUGCAGCUCUUAAUGAUCCCUCAGUGGAUAGAAACUACUUAGGUAAUUCUUAUCUAAAUUUAGUGCAAUUUCAGAAGGUUUAUCUUGGAGCGCUUUUGUCAUCCCAAAAAUCACAGUAUGGUGUACCUAUGGGUGGUAAAUCUGGUUCCAAUCAUCAUAGUUAUUAUGGAAAUCCUGCCUUUGGUGUCGGCUUGUCAUAUCCUGGAAGUCCUCUAGCAAGUUCCGUUAUUCCUAACUCCCCUGUUGGACCUGGGAGUCCAAUAAGACACAAUGAGCUGAAUAUGCACUAUCCUUCUGGGAUGAGGAACUUAGCUGGUGUCAUGGGGCCAUGGCACCUGGAUGCAGGUUGUAAUAUGGAUGAGAGCUUUGCUUCAUCACUCUUGGAAGAGUUCAAGAGCAAUAAAACUAAGUGUCUUGAACUUUCAGAGAUUGCUGGCCAUGUCGUUGAGUUCAGCGCCGACCAAUAUGGGAGUCGAUUUAUUCAACAAAAACUUGAAACAGCUACAGUUGAUGAAAAAAACAUGGUUUAUCAGGAAAUUAUGCCUCAAGCCCUUGCUUUGAUGACUGAUGUGUUUGGUAAUUAUGUAAUUCAGAAGUUUUUUGAACAUGGACUUCCUUCACAAAGAAGAGAACUGGCUAGCAACCUUUUUGGUCAUGUUUUGACGCUUAGCUUACAAAUGUAUGGAUGCCAAGUGAUCCAGAAGGCCAUUGAGGUUGUUGAUCUUGAUCAGAAGAUAAAAAUGGUUGAAGAGCUUGAUGGUCAUAUCAUGCGCUGUGUCCGCGACCAGAAUGGAAACCAUGUCAUCCAGAAGUGUAUUGAGUGUGUUCCUGGAGAAAGUAUUCAGUUUAUUGUCACAACAUUCUUCGAUCAAGUUGUGACUCUCUCUACCCAUCCAUAUGGCUGCCGUGUGAUACAGAGGAUUUUGGAGCACUGCGAGGACCCUAAUACACAGAGUAAGGUUAUGGUUGAGAUUUUAGGAGCUGUUAGCAUGUUGGCACAAGAUCAAUAUGGCAACUAUGUUGUUCAGCAUGUGCUAGAGCAUGGAAAAUCCCACGAACGUUCUGCUAUUAUUAAGGAGUUAGCUGGGAAGAUAGUUCAGAUGAGUCAGCAGAAGUUUGCUUCCAACGUUGUGGAGAAGUGUUUAACUUUUAGUGGUCCUAAUGAGCGGGAGAUACUGGUUAGUGAGAUGCUUGGAACCACUGAUGAAAACGAGCCUCUCCAGGCAAUGAUGAAAGAUCAGUUUGCUAAUUAUGUUGUUCAGAAAGUACUUGAGACUUGUGAUGACCAACAACGCGAGUUAAUCCUUACGCGGAUUAAAGUUCAUUUAAAUGCUUUGAAGAAGUAUACCUACGGAAAGCAUAUUGUUGCACGCGUAGAGAAACUUGUUGCUGCUGGGGAACGGAGAGUUGCUUUGCAGUCUUUGCACCUUGCUUAGGCGGCCUAGGAAAGAAAGUCUGUACAGCUAACUGAGGCUAGUGUGAGCUUCAUCACUUUCUUCCUUCGAGUAUCUAGAGUUACUACUUCUCUGCCUAUCUUUCUAGACAGGUAUGAGCUUAUUGAAAAUAAAAGUUGUUGCUUGUACCGAAAACUGUACAUUGUGUAGUUUUAAGGUUUAUACAUAGAGUUGAGGUAGCUGAGGUUCAGAUGUUGAAUGCACCUGACGCCCCUGCAAGAGGAGAUAAAAUGACCGACAAUACAAGUGUUUUUACGGUGUGUAAAGAAUCAGCAGACGACGAGGGUAGUCUAAAACGUGACUGUACAAAAUGUUGGAAUGUGGAGAGUGCUGUUAAUGUUAGAUGAGGCCAGAGUUAUCCUUCAUGUAUCGGUAUCUGAAUUUUUUUUGUUCUUCCUUUUAAAAAAGUACAUUUUUCUUAUGUUUA